This is a messenger RNA of Phyllostomus hastatus (greater spear-nosed bat), 2449 nucleotides long. It is a transcript of the gene PEX2, whose product is annotated as peroxisomal biogenesis factor 2. The transcript has 5 exons. Gene Ontology annotation, molecular function: zinc ion binding. The record is from RefSeq and is a predicted model, not a curated record. NCBI's taxonomy places the organism in Eukaryota, Metazoa, Chordata, Mammalia, Chiroptera, Phyllostomidae. Gene Ontology annotation, biological process: protein import into peroxisome matrix. Gene Ontology annotation, cellular component: peroxisomal membrane. Bases 564 to 1481 code for a protein of 305 amino acids.
AUUGCUGGGCCUCCAGGGCCUUCCCGGACCUUCCUACUCGAGCCUAAGCGUAGUUCUUGUUGGUUUAAUUUCCCGUAUUUUUUCCAGGCACUUCCGGGUCCUGCGUCCCACCCCCCAGGAAGCCCGCAAGUUCCAGAAGCUUGGGUAGCUCUGGUUCUGCUAGGAAAAGCCAAGCAUCCUAGAGAAUGUUGCACAGAAAGUUCCGUGGAGUGGGACGUGUAAGACUGCGGAAGAACCCUCCAGGAACAGAAUCCCUGACUGCUUCUCUGGCCCCAGGGCUUAUCUUCUGUUGGAGGAAAUCACCCAUUAAAGAAUAGUGUAUGCACAGUUCAGCAAGGUCCAGAGGAAGAACAGAGUGCCAGGGAGCACCUAGAGGAGGCAGCUAACCAGAUGUGGAGAGUCCAGAGGAAGUGAUGCCUACCUCAGUGCUUAAGAACUUGGGUUCCUGACCAGUAUGAAGCAAGGAUUUCACAGAAGAACUUACAGCCAAAAUCCCCACUACUAUAGGCUUAGAAGUCUUGACAGAACUACAGGAAGGGGGAAAAGAGCCCUUUGGAGAAGGCAUGGCUUCCAGAGAAGAGACUGCAAAGAGCACACACAGGGUGCUAAGGAUAAGUCAGUUGGAUGCACUUGAAUUGAAUAAGGCCUUGGAGCAGCUGGUGUGGUCCCAGGUUACUCAGUGCUUCCAUGGGUUUCAGCCAGGGCUGUUAGUUCGGUUUGAACCUGAGCUAAAAGCCCUCUUGUGGCUUUUUCUAUGGCGAUUCACCAUUUACUCUAAAAAUGCAACUGUGGGACAGUCAGUUUUAAAUAUUCAGUACAAAAAUGAUUUUUCUCCAACCCUGAGAUACCAGCCACUGAGUAAAAACCAAAAGCUCUGGUAUGCUGUCUGUACAAUUGGUGGGAAGUGGUUAGAAGAACGGUGCUACGAUUUGUUUCGAAAUCAUCACUUAGCAUCAUUUGGGAAAGCCAAACAGUGUGUGAACUUUGUGAUUGGACUUUUGAAAUUAGGGGGAUUGAUUAACUUCUUGAUUUUCCUCCAAAAGGGCAAGUUUGCAACUUUGACAGAACGUCUCCUAGGAAUGCGGUCUGUAUUUUGCAAGCCCCAGAAUGUGCGUGAGGUUGGCUUUGAGUAUAUGAAUAGGGAGCUUCUCUGGCAUGGUUUUGCAGAGUUUCUCAUUUUUCUCUUACCACUCAUCAACAUCCAAAAGUUGAAAGCCAAGUUAUCUUUGUGGUGCAUCCCUCUCACUGGUGCUCCUGAUGGUGACAGCUCAUUAGCCAGUAGCGGAAAACAGUGUGCUCUGUGUGGAGAGUGGCCCACCAUGCCCCACACUAUAGGCUGUGAGCACAUCUUCUGCUAUUACUGUGUUAAGAGCAGUUUCUUGUUUGACAUGUACUUUACUUGUCCUAAGUGUGGCACUGAAGUACACAGUGUGCAGCCACUGAAAUCAGGAAUUGAGAUGUUAGAAGUGAAUGCUCUUUAGAAACUAAAAUUAUUUCCUUUGAGGAAAACUGUAUUAUGUUUAAAUCUAUAGUAUUAUUCACCCUAAUAUACCAAUUAGGUGUCUUUAAUGAGAGCAUGUGCUUCUUAGCCACCUUUCUGCCCUUGCCAAGCAUGUCUAAAAUCUAAUCACUGGAAUUCACAGGAUUCAAAAUAUAUUCUGUAGAUGGUAAUGUAGUAUUUUCUUUAAUGAUUGCAUUCAAUUUUUAAUGUCAGGAAUAAUGGACAGUUUUUGUCAGAUGACUACUAACAAUGUUCCUUCACUUUGCUACUUCCUAGAAAAAGGUUAGAUUCUAAAAAUAAAAGGUUUUGAAGACCUUGGGAUGAUCAUGCAUUUAUUUUCAGAGAUGGUAUUAUAACAUCAUAAUCUGACAGUGGUACGACCCUGUUGCUUUGAAUCUUCUGAUCUGAUGGCCCAGUUGUAAUUUUAAGCUUUUCCCUGAAGCCAGUUUUUAAAGGGUUCAGUUGACUCCCUUCUCAGGCAGAAUGAUGGCCACUAGAAGCUGAAGAUUUACAUCCUAUAUGCUUUCUGAUCCCGCUAGAAUCAGAGCUUCUUGCCUCAAAGCUCAGCAAAAUCCAGAAGUCAGCUGUCAUUUGUCUGCCUGGGAUUGUGUGCACAUUCCUGAGCCAGGAAGGAAAAUUUCUGCUCCUGAUGAUUCAAAUAUGGAUGACAUGCCCUGAUAUAAACCAUGUGAACCUAAAGUUGGAGAGGAGGAGGCAAAGCAUAGGAAGCUGAGGUGAUGGUACAAGAACAGUGGGUUAUGGUCUGGUAGACAUGAUAGGUCCCUCCUAGAGUCACUGUUACCCUUCUUAAUACCCAAAGUCUAUGUGCAUUCUUAAUAUUUUAUCAGUGAUCUAUUCUGAUAAAGACAUGAAUGAGUGACCAAAUGGUGGUCUUCCAUUGCAGAUAUGAAAGGAUUAAAUAAAGUCAACGAGAUUUUGUUACACUAA